Messenger RNA from Oncorhynchus nerka (sockeye salmon), 2827 nucleotides. RefSeq names its product nipped-B-like protein B. The record is from RefSeq and is a predicted model, not a curated record. NCBI's taxonomy places the organism in Eukaryota, Metazoa, Chordata, Actinopteri, Salmoniformes, Salmonidae. The transcript has 4 exons. Bases 866 to 2827 code for a protein of 653 amino acids.
AUGGCCAAACAGUUCUAUUUUUGUUUCAUCAGACCAGAGGACAUUUCUCCAAAAAGUACUUUCUUUGUCCCCAGGUGCAGUUGCAAACCGUAGUCUGGUGGUUUUGUAGCAGUGGCUUCUUCCUUGCUGAGCGGCCUUUCAGGUUAUGUCGAUAUAGGACUUGUUUUACUGUGGCUAUAUAUACUUUUGUACCAGUUUUCUCCAGCACCUUCACACGGUCCUUUGCUGCUGUUCUGGGAUUGAUUUGCACUUUUCGCACCAAAGUACGUUCAUCUCUAGGAGACAGGACGUGUCUCAUUCCUGAGCAGUAUGACGGCUGCGUGGUCCCUUGGUGUUUAUACUUGCGUACUAUUGUUUGUACAGAUGAACAUGGUGCUUUCAGGCGUUUGGAAAUUGCUCCCAAGGAUGAACCAGACUUGUGGAUGCCUACAAUUUCUUUUCUGAGGUCUUGGCUGAUUUCUUUAGAUUUUCCCAUGAUGUCAAGCAAACAGGCACUGAGUUUGAAGGUAGGCCUUGAAAUACAUCCACAGGUACACCUCUAAUUGACUCAAAUGAUGUCAAUUACCCUAUCAGAAGCUUCUAAAGCCAUGACAUAAUUUUCUGGAAUUUUCCAAGCUGUUUAAAGGCACAGUCAAUUUAGUGUAUGUAAACUUCUGACCCACUGGAAUUGUGAUACAGUGAAAUAAUCUGUCUGUAAACAAUUGUUGGAAAAAUGACUCGUCAUGCACAGAGUCGAUGUCCUAACAGACGUGCCAAAACUAUAGUUUAUUAACAAGAAAUUUGUGAGGUGGAUGAAAAACGAGUUUUAAUGACUCCAACCUAAGUUGAACCUGGAGUAUCAGCCCAGCUCAGGCACCUUGGCAGAAUGGAUCCAGAGAAGCACAGUCACCAGAGGGAGUAUAGAGAACCAAAGGCAUGCAGUCAGAGGGAGUAUGAAGAACCAGAGAGGUACAGUCGGCGGAGGGAGUACGGAGGACCGAGCUCGGGACAAUGGGACGAUAGCUUUGAGAAGAGAGGCAAUGGCCAAGCUAUGCCCCGAGAGCCCUACAGUGAAUACUCCAGCAUGAGGCGAACUAGAGAAGGUGGGAAGGAGUAUGGUGCUUCCUCUGCUAUGAGCUACAUCAUGUACCCAUCAUCCAGAGACUGGAGCAAAGGCUCAUUGAGGGGUAGCAGUGGUCCCUUCUCCCCAGACACAGAUAGGGACAUUGAUGGAGAUCCUGUGGUGCUCAGUGUGGAGGACCUGGAACUCGCUCGUAAGAAGGAGGAGUUGAAGGUCAUAGAGGAAAAGAUAGCUCGCAAGAAAGCUGUUCUUGCUCUGCAAAAAGUUAAACGCAGAGCUAAGGACAUGCCUGAAACACAGGCUGCAUCCGCAACAGCGAAGGGCAUGUCUAAACAGAGGAAGGUAAACGAUACAACAUUCCAAAGAUACAGUAAUGUCGCGGACCAUUCGUCACGCAUAUGCCUACCUCUUAAACGGAGGGUGCUGGACAUUCUGAGUAAGCUCAGAAGAACACCGGUACGGUACCUACUGCAUAAGGAUACCCCUGCCAAGCUGAAGAAACAAAACAAGAUGCGAGCAUUGGAGCUGAUGAUUAGCGCUCCCCUAGAAAAUGAAGAGGCCCAUCCUCUGAGACUGAGAGUGAAGGGUUUAAUGAACCAACGACGCUCUCCCAACAAUGAGGUGGUCGCUAAUGAUAAACAACAUAAUCCAACCAUUCAGAGGCCAGUUCACUCACUCAGGACACAGGAGAAAGACAUAGCAGCCACAGGCUUCCAGCGCUUCCUCAAUGUCCUCAAUGAAGGUGUGGACCUCAACAAGCUCUCAAAGAUCGUCAACGACGAAAAUGAGCAACUCAUUGUGGGCGAGGAGCUACCACAAGUUUGGCCGACUCUGCUCGAGGGUCAUGUUGACUACAGCAGUAGGUCCAAGUCUUCUCCAUUUGAGCGGAUGCAGACCCUGCUGGAGAUUGUUGGGCUGGACUUGGGGGUUGAGGAGUUGGGUCGGCUGACAGACAGGACCAAUGAUAGGCUAUAUGGAAAGAUGGGAGACUUGAAAAGGGACAGAGCCAGAGAAGGGGAAAGUCCUGCGAGAGAGAGAUGCAGGCAAAGAUGCUCUAGUACCAGAGAAAAGGACAGAGUCAGAGAAAGAGACAGAUCUGAGAGAAACCGAAAGGGAGACGGGCACAGACACUCUAGUUCCAGAGAGAGAGACAAGGACACACCGGUAGUCAGAGAAACAAACAGAUCAGAAAGGAACAGAGAUAAAGACGGGGACAGAGACCCAGAGAAGGACUGGGACGGAGGCCGAGAGAGAGACCGGGACAGAUCUAGGAGAGACUGGGGCAGAUACAGAUCUGAGAGAGACGGGGACAGAGACCCAGAGAAAAGCAGAGACGGAGGCCGAGAGAAAGACCGGGACAGAUACAGAUCUGAGAGAGACAGAAAACGAGAGAUAGCCAAGGAUGUAGACAGGUGGCUGCAAAGGACCAGAAACGGAGACAAACGUUCUAGGACCAGAGACUGGGACAGAGAGAGAUCUGAGAGGGAUAGGUAUGGGGAUGAGUCCAGGGAAAGCUCCAUUGAGCUCUACUCAUACUCCAUGGACCCUGUAUUCCCUGUUUCUCAUCCCCAUGCAUCUAUGAUGGCUACCUACUCCACCACCCAGUACUCUCAGUAUAUGGCAUACCACAGCAGCCCCUACACCAUGGCCUUCCCUCCAGGGUGGGGUUAUCCCGCUGGUACCAUGCCCGCUGGUAUUAUGCCCCUGGUAUCAUGCCCCUGGUACCAUGCUUCCUGGAAUCAUGCCAGCUGGUGCCAUGCUGCCUAG